Molecule: messenger RNA, 3804 nt
Organism: Balaenoptera ricei (Rice's whale)
Lineage: Eukaryota; Metazoa; Chordata; Mammalia; Artiodactyla; Balaenopteridae
Gene: CEP128
Product: centrosomal protein 128
Exons: 25
Coding region: 306-3614 (1102 amino acids)
Source: RefSeq, a predicted model, not a curated record
GUCUGGGGAGAGCAGAGUCGGCUUCGUCGCUGCGUCCAGUCAGUUACAGCUUCUGGGUCACUGGUGGCCGCGGGAGCCGGGUGGGGCCUCGGCAAUGAUCCGGCAUUAAGGACCUGGGGUCCUCUUCUGUCUCAGGUGGUUUGGGGAAAGUGUAGGGGCAACCAAGAUCAUCCAUUUGACUAGGCCUUUUGCCCUGAACCUCAUGAAGAAAUGAUAGGAGGCAGACAUAUGUGCCUAAGAAGAGCACUGAGCUCAGAGGACAGCAACACAGAGCUUUGGGGGUGUGCUUUGAUUUUUGCACCUCAAUGGCAGGAUCCUCCAACGAUUCAGACCACUUGCGCUCUCGUGACCGAUUGGGUCGAUGGGCUGCCAGUUCAAUACACAGGGAAACUCGAAAUCGUCCUACUGUGGAUGUCACUGAGAAGGUCAACACUAUAACAAGUACUUUACAGGACACCAGUCGGAACCUGCGGCAAGUCGACCAGAUGCUUGGACAGUAUCGAGAAUAUAGUAAUGGACAGGCGGGGGCUAUAGAACACUUAAAAGAAAGCUUGGAACAAUCAAUAGGCCAACUGCGGAGUCAACGGUUAUUGAGAAACUCCGGAGGGAGAAGUAUUUCUGUUACAAGUCUGAGUACAAGUGACCUCGAUGGUGGCACUGUGACAGAGAGCCACCGUUUUCCACCUACCUCACCUCUGAAAGACUAUGGGGAUCAACAGGGUAUUAAACGAAAUAGGUCCAGAACUGGUGUCCGAUUUGUUCGGGAGACUGAUGACAUGGGCCAGUUUCAUGCUUUUCAUCAGUCCCUCCGAGACCUCAGCAGUGAACAAGUUCGCCUUGGAGAUGAUUUCAGCCGGGAACUUGCCAGAAGAAGCCGGUCCGAUGCUGAAACAAAAAGGGCUUUGGAAGAACUGACUGAAAAACUUAAUGAAACCCAAAAACAAGAAGUGGUUUCAGAUCGGGUAGAGCGACGGCUUCAGGAAAUAGAAAGAGAGAUGCGUACAGAAAGAGAGCUGGUGGAAAGACGGCAGGAUCAACUGGGACUUAUUUCUUUGCAGCUACAGGAGGCAUUGAAGAAACAAGAAGCUAAAGCAGAGGAGAAUGAGGGAGUAAUGAAAAAUAAGCUAAGACAAAGUGAAACUGAAAAGAGUAAACUUGAACAGGAAUUGGAGCUAUCUCGAAGGUUAUUGAAUCAGUCAGAAGGCAGCAGAGAAACACUUUUGCAUCAGGUAGAAGAACUCCGUACACAACUUAUGAAAGCAGAAGGUGAUCAAAAAGGCUUAGUACAUCAAGUAUCUCAGAUUUCCAAGCAACAGUCAAACCAUCAGGACGAACAAGAAGAUGACUGGAGGUUUAGAAGAGGGGUUGAGCGGGAAAAAGAGGAUCUGGAGAAGCAGAUGUCAGAUUGGAGAGUGCAGCUGAACUUCAGUGCAAUGGCAUCUGAGUUAGAGGAAGUGAAGCGGUGCUUGGAGCGAAAAGACAAGGAGAGAGUACAUUUGGCGGCACAAGUAGAGAAUUUAACAUGUGAAUUGGAGAACAGGGAGAAACAGCAACUAGAGAUGUUGGAUGAACUGAAGGAGAUCCAGAAUCACUUUGAGACAUGUGACGCCAGACAUAAGCGCGCUGACCUCCAGAUCUCAAAGCUGACUCAACAUGCUGAAGAUGCAACCAAGCAGGCCGAGCAGUACCUCCUUGAGUUCCAGCAGUCAGAGGCCCUGAGGCAGGAGGCAGAGGAGAGGAGAGAAGAGCUGAAGCUGAAAGCUCAGGAGUCCAUUAGGCAGUGGAAGCUCAAGCAUAAGAAGUUAGAGCGAGCACUGGAGAAACAAUCUGAAACCCUUGAUCAACUGACAGACAAGAAUAAUCAGAUCCUAAAAGAAAAGGAUGAAUUGAAAAGCCAGCUUUAUGCAGCGUUACAACAAAUAGAGAAUCUUCGAAAGGAAUUGAAUGAUGUGCUAACCAAGCGUGCCCUUCAAGAGGAGGAGCUUCACUGUAAGGAGCAAAAACUAAGUGAUGUUAAGUCUCAUCAGGCUGACCUUGAACUAGAAGUCAAGGAUUCCCUGGAUACCAUCCAGAGGCUAGAAAGUGAAUUGAAAGAGCAGAGUACGAUUCAAAGCCAGAUGAAAGCUGAGAAAACGCAUCUGGAGGAAGAAAUUGCGGAGCUGAAGGAGAACCAGGCCAAGGACCAAGCUCAGCUUCUUGAGAUGCAAGAGGCCAUCAAGGACUUGAGUGCCAUCCGGGCAGACCUUGCCAAUAAAUUGGCGGAGGAACAGAGAGCAAGGAAAGAGGUACUCAAGAACCUUUCUGACCUCAAGACACAGGCAAAAUCCAAAGAUGAAGAAACAGCUACGAUCAUUACACAGUUAAAGCUAGAAAGAGAUGUUCACCAGAGGGAGCUGGAAGAUCUCACAUCCUCAUUGCAGAGUGUGAAAACUAAACAUGAACAGAAUAUCCAGGAGCUGAUGAAGCACUUCAAGAAAGAAAAGAGUGAGGCCGAGAAUCAUAUUAAGACACUGAAGGCAGAAAGCUUAGAAGAUAAGACUAUGGCUAAAGUCCAGCGUUCUCAGCUAGAGAAGCUGAAAUCACAGUAUGACAGGCUGACAGAGGAAUUAACUCAGAAUGAAAAUGAGAACAAAAAACUGAAGCUAAAAUACCAGUGUUUGAAGGACCAACUAGAAGAAAAGGAAAAACAUAUAAACAAUGAAGAAGAGCACUCAAGGAGGAUGGAAGAGGCCAGAUUGCAGCUCAAGGAUCAACUUCUUUGUCUGGAGACUGAACAGGAAUCCAUUCUUGGUGUGAUAGGAAAGGAAAUUGAUGCAGCUUGUAAAACCUUCUCCAGGGACUCAAUGGAGAAAUUGAAAGUUUUUUCAUCUGGUCCUGAUAUUAAUUAUGACCCACAUCGCUGGUUAGCAGAAAGCAAGACUAAACUUCAGUGGCUCUGUGAGGAGCUGAGAGAGAGAGAAAACAGAGAGAAAAGUCUACGGCACCAGCUGAUGUUGUGCAGACAACAACUCGGGAACAUGACUGAAAACAAAGAAGCUGAGCUUCAGUGUCUCUUUGAACAGAUAGAAAGACAGGAGCAGCUUCUGGAAGAAAUACAUCGGGAGAAGAGAGAUCUGCUGGAGGAGACUCACAGAAAAGAUGAAGAAAUGGAAUCUCUGCAGGAUCGUGUACAUGCGUUAGAAACGAGUACCCGAGUGGCCUUAGACCAUCUGGAGUCUGUGCCUGAGAAACUGAGCCUACUAGAAGAUUUCAAAGGCUUCAGAGGUUCGCGCAGUUUAUCUGACAGAAUUGACGGGAGAUAUUCUAAGUACAGAGUUCACAGAGAAUCUCUUCAGCAGCGGCUGGAUGACACCAAGUACAGAAUCCAAAGCUUCAAAGAUGACAGAAACUUUGCUGAAAGUUCCCAUGCUCAUGGGUUAGAUCAGUCAUCCUCUUGGCAGGACCACAGUUGCUUCCUGUCUAGUCCACAGUUUUCACACUUGAACUCAUUUAUCCAAAGAACAGUUGCUCCAGAUUCACCUUCAAUCAAGGAAGAUGCCACAAGUUUACUGAUGGAUGGAACAAGUCCACAGUCCAAAAAGGAGGAAUACGAAAGCAAAAACAGCAAAAUGUAAUUAGUUGCUUUACAUGAGUGUUUUAUAAAUAAUAACAUAUGUAUCCUUGCCACAGUUUGGCCCAGAUUAUCUAGCAGACGUAUCUGUAGCUUCUGCUCUUCAGCAUUGCCAACCAUUGACUAAAAUAACAGUGCAGUUGGUCUUUGUGGAUGAUAUAAGUUAAACCAAUCCAAAUGAUAUCAGCUCGUGA